GUUGAACUCCGACGCCAUGCCUGGUGAUGUACGGAUGCCCUCUCGGGAAGAGGCUCUGCUAGGCAGAUCUGAGGCAAUCGUAGUGUCAGCAAGCUGAUGCCAUAUAAAAAGAGUGGCUGUUUUCCUGCCCGUUCUUCCGAUGGCAGAAGGGGGGAAGCAACCCCGGCACCGUUUGGAGGCGAAAGUUGCCAGGCUUCCGACAAGGUCCUCCUUGUCUUGUAUUCUCUGGCUCUCUUUAUAUCCCUCCCGCCCCUUUCCCUGACAUCCAGAACCUCUUGUGGAUAGAGGGCAUGAGGCGGGCACCCACAGGGAGUCCAGGGCGGGUACUGGCCUGAAGGAAUUGGGGGACCGCGCACCAGAGGAGCCAGCCAUGCCGUCAACAAAAACCCAAUGUACCCGCCAUUCCCGGAAGGAAUGCAGAUGGCAAUAUUUGGCAUGGGGUGUUUCUGGGGAGCGGAGAGAAUGUUCUGGAAGCUGCCGGGUGUCUUCUCCACCCAGGUGGGCUUCUCAGGAGGGUUUACCCCAAAUCCUACCUACAAGGAAGUCCGCAGUGGGAUGACAGGACAUGCGGAAGUGGUCAGAGUUGUGUUUGACCCACAGAUCAUCGGCUACGAGGACCUUCUCAAGUUUUUCUGGGAGAACCACGAUCCAACCCAAGGCAUGAAGCAAUACGGAGACGUCGGCACCCAGUAUCGUUCAGCCAUCUAUCCCAUUGGAGCUGAGCAGCUGGAAUCUGCCCUGAAAUCCAAGGAGAUGUAUGAGCAGGAGCUGUCUAAGAAGCAGCGGGGACGGAUAACGACCGAGAUCCAGGAGGCCGGCAAGUUCUACUACGCUGAAGAUUACCACCAGCAAUACCUGCACAAAAACCCCCAGGGGUUUUGCGGCCUGAAAGGCACUGGGGUUGCCUGCCCCAUUGGCAAAUGAGAGCCCGCCUCCUCCAAAGGGGAGUGUUCUUGGGAACCAUGGUGAUCGGAACCCUUCAGCAGUUGCCAUGGAAACCGAAGCAGCCUAGCAUCCUCCUUAAUUCAGCUGCAAUUUAGCAAUUGGGGCUGUCCUUUCCUUCCUUUGUGUUUGUGGGAUGCUGCAAGAUUUGGGGAAGCAGGCAGACAACGGCCAGCCUGCCAGGAGACCGCCCUGUGCCUUGGAUAAGAUACAGCUACCCACCUAUAGAGGCCUCACAUAGGAAAGUGGUGCCUUCUUCCUGGUUGCGGCCUCUUCACAUGUCCAGACCUGCCUUGGAGAGGGCCGAUGCACAAAGACGAGACUGCCAUUGCUCUGAGGCUGUGUUCACACUAAGGCAUUAACACAUGCGUGGGCCGCCGUUUCCACAUGCCUGUUGUCCCACCUUGGUUGUCCGCGCACAAAUGCCUUUAAUUUUCUGUGCCUCCGAAUCUGUGCAGAUGUUUCCCAUCCAUAACAGUUGGGCACUGCUCACUGGGUUGUAUUGGGGCUGCGUGUUGUUUUCUAUGCCCUUCCAUUAGCACUGCCAUCACUUCUGGA
Lacerta agilis (Sand lizard) is the source of this 1500-nucleotide messenger RNA. Its product is annotated as mitochondrial peptide methionine sulfoxide reductase-like. The coding region runs from base 391 to 924 and encodes 177 amino acids. NCBI's taxonomy places the organism in Eukaryota, Metazoa, Chordata, Lepidosauria, Squamata, Lacertidae. Gene Ontology annotation, molecular function: peptide-methionine (S)-S-oxide reductase activity. The transcript is spliced from 7 exons. Gene Ontology annotation, cellular component: cytoplasm. Gene Ontology annotation, biological process: cellular response to oxidative stress. The record is from RefSeq and is a predicted model, not a curated record.